AUGGGCCAUUAUAUGGAAAUUGGAAGAGGCACCUUUGGCGUUGUCUUUUCAGGUGACUCGGAUGCUGCUGUCAAAAAGACAUUCAAAGGUAGCAACACGCUGGCAGUUGAGUUCGAACAUGGGCUGGCUACGAGCUUUGCCGCAACCGCAACAACCCCCUUUCUCAAGCACAAGUUCCCAGAGCCUGUACCACGUGUGCCGUGGUAUCAAUCAAGCCACGGGAUCCAAAAACCCUCGGCAAAAGAUCCAUGGUGGAUUGCCAAUCAACACCGCUUCCCAUCAACAAACGGCGACGAUGUGCCAAACGGAGUGUUUCUGUUCGAACGCAUACCACCGGUGCCCCGGAUUCUUCAAGAAUCACUUAUCCGCCGAUUCUGGCCACCUGAAAGACAGCAGACCGCGCUCGAAGAUCCUGAGAAUAGGGAUUGCAUGAUUCGGCCGUAUCUUCAAGAGCGGUGGGCUUACCACGAGGGCAGGGGACGGAAGAGGCUGAAUAACGAGCAAAAGGAGUCCCUCCGCAACUUUCCCGCGUACCUUGAUGACUUGCAAGCCAUGGGUAUCGACUGUCAUGCGGUCUCAAGACAAAUCGCACUUGGUCUUGCCGUCGGCCAUUGGGAAGCGCAACACGAUAUGACCGACGUGGAGUUCGUCAUUGCUGGACGAUAUCCUUCGCCGGCAACCACACCAAGAGCCCAUACCGUGCCGCUCGACGCCUACGACCAGAGAGAGGACCUGGGCAACCGAACAAUCAUGACGGAAGGGACAGAUAAAGGGAAAAAGUACGGUUUACCGGCCAACACCCAAAUGUGGUUCGUCGACUUCGACAAAUGCAACCGCGUGCGUGUGUGGGAUGAUACCCUCACCAAGGACAUUCGCAAGCUUGCACUGGGAAUCUGUGCCAACGACCCCUACUACCCGAACCCACUGCCAGAUAGCCAGCUCGGCUGGGAUGUGUUUGUGACGUUUACCGAGACGUAUAUCCAGGCCGGGCGCUGUCUGCUGCAGCGGGCCUUUGAGAAGGUUGCGACGAGCGACGAGCACCUAGAGCGGAUCCUCCAGCGACCGUCCAUGGUCAUGAGGGAGUGGUCAAAGAUUAUGAUAAAUGCGAAGAAGAACAAUGAGAGGGAGGUUUAUGACGCCCGUGUGAAAAUACGAAAGGAGCAAGGAUGGAAUCGGCCAGCUUGGGCCAUAUAG
Messenger RNA from Clonostachys solani, 1194 nucleotides. NCBI's taxonomy places the organism in Eukaryota, Fungi, Ascomycota, Sordariomycetes, Hypocreales, Bionectriaceae. The record is from the annotation of a GenBank genome assembly.